GUCAGCAAAACCAGCAAAAGCCAAAAAUCCCCGAGGUAUUUCUUUUUCUGUUGGAUAUAAAAACGGCAAAAAAAAAAAAAAGAAAAAGAAAAAAAGAAGAAGACGGAGCGUUUGCGUUAGAGUGAGAGAGACGACGGAGGUUGGGUAGAUCCGCGGCGGAGGAAGACGACCGGCGAAAGAUGGGGGAGGAGAAGAGGCACCAGAUGAUGCAGAACCUCUUCGGCGACCAAUCCGAAGAAGAGGAAGACAUCGACUCCGAGCACGAGUCCAAUCCCCAGCCCAAUUACGCCUCUGAUGAAGGGGAAGGAGGAAUGGAGCCUGAAGGCGAAGGUGAAGUAGAGGGGCAUGGCGAGGUAGAAAUAGAGAGUGAAGGUGAGAUGCGUGAUGUAGAACCUGAUCCUGGUGAAAGUGAGGGUGAAAGAGAUCAAAGUUCCCAAGAGGUAGAAGCUGCUGUCCAGAGAGAAGAAAGUGAAGGCAGAUAUACAGAUAGUGAUGAGAAAGAAGAGCUAACAAGUACUAGACGGAAUGUAAUUGAAAGUGGAUCAGAGAGGUCGGAGGAGAACCAUUACCCUGAUAAUGAAGAUGAUGAGGUUGAUCAAGCUCGAAGUCCAGUAUCCCCUGAAGAGGAGAAGGAUCAGCCUGAUGUUACAAAUACUGCUGCUGUGCGUAAUGUAUUUGGCGAUUCUGAUGAUGAAGAAGCAGAAGAAUAUGCCACUCGGAAUGACAUUGACCAUGACUCUAAUAGAUUACCUAUGGAAGAAGAAGAAGAAGGAAGCUAUGAGAAAAGUCCAAGACCAGAGGAUGUAGUGCAUGAUGAAGAUGCUCGGUAUGAGUCGGAAGAGGAAAACAUUGAGGCUAAGAUUAAGGAGAAACCUGUUGGUCCCCCUUUGGAGCUAGAGAUUCCUUUGCGUCUGCCUCCUGCUCGUCCAGAAAAGAUGAACAUGAUUAAAGUUUCUAAUAUCAUGGGAAUUGACCCAAAGCCAUUUGAUCCUAAGACGUAUGUGGAGGAAGAUACAUUUGUCACAGAUGAAUCUGGAUCUAAGAAACGAAUACGCUUGGAAAACAAUAUUGUACGCUGGAGGACUGUUAGAAAUCCCGAUGGCAUGCUGUCUCGAGAAAGUAAUGCACGUUUUGUGAGAUGGUCAGAUGGCAGUCUGCAGCUAUUAAUCGGUAAUGAAGUUCUAGAUAUAACUGUACAAGAUGCACAGCAUGAUCAAGCACACCUUUUUCUAAGACACCAAAAGGGAAUCCUCCAAUCACAGGGAAGGAUACUGAGAAAGAUGAGGUUCAUACCAUCAUCCUUGUCAUCAAAUUCUCAUAGACUGUUAACUGCUCUUGUUGACUCGAGGCAUAAAAAAGUUUACAAGGUUAAGAACUGUGUUACCGACAUUGAUCCUGAAAGGGAGAAGGAAGAGAAGGAAAAGGCUGAAAGUCAAACUAUCAGAGCUAAUUUACUCCUUAACCGGAAGAGAGAAAAGGUGAGUCGGAAAUAUACACCAACUGUGGACAGAAGGCGUCAGCUUUCACCUGGGUUCUUGGAAGAUGCUCUUGAUGAGGAGGAUGAAACAGAUUACUAUGACUCUCGUCGUUCUCGCCAUCGCUUCGAGGAAGAUCUAGAAGAGGAAGCUCGAGCAGAGAGACGCAUUUUGAAUGCUAAAAAGUCACAGGGAUCCAGAGACAUCCCUCGAAAAUCAUCUCUUUCAACUGCCAAAUCUUCCCAACGUCCUGUGGAUUUCUCUGACAGUGAUAGAGGUGAGUCUGAGUAUGAAACUGAUGGGGAAGACGAUGAGAGGUCUCCUCCACGCAGAAGGGCUGAGGAGCCUGAGCAAGAGUAUGAAGAGGAAGAAGAGGAAGAAGAAUAUCAGGAGGAAGCAGAAAGAAAUGAAAUGUCAGAGGAGGAGGCCGAGGAGCCAAAGCUAAGGGGUAAGGAGUCUGGACACAGUCUCAAGCGCAAGGGGAUCGAAUCUGACGAGGACUCUCCCCCAAGGAAGGCUACAAUUACUCAUCGCCGAAUGGCUGUUGUUUAUGACAGUGAUGAUGAGUAAAAGCUUGUGCGGAUGCUUUCAACGGAAAUUAUGGGUCGUAUCGUCUUCAAAUCGAGAAUGAACUGGAAUGUGCAUUGUUUCUGGUUAGUGGCAAUCGUCAUUGCUUCAAUAAGGUGGUCACUGGUCCCACUUUUUCUUUUUAUUCUCGACUAUUUAAACAGAUAUUUAUUUAAAUAAUCUUUUAAUGUUUUCUUUAGCAACUAUAUAACUGUGUUUUAAAUGCGUAUAAUCAACAAGAGAUGUAAUUUAUUACGAGAAAUAUU
This is a messenger RNA of Morus notabilis, 2308 nucleotides long. Its product is annotated as protein LEO1 homolog. The transcript has 12 exons. Gene Ontology annotation, molecular function: RNA polymerase II C-terminal domain phosphoserine binding. NCBI's taxonomy places the organism in Eukaryota, Viridiplantae, Streptophyta, Magnoliopsida, Rosales, Moraceae. Bases 180 to 2045 code for a protein of 621 amino acids. Gene Ontology annotation, cellular component: Cdc73/Paf1 complex; nucleus. Gene Ontology annotation, biological process: transcription elongation by RNA polymerase II; positive regulation of transcription elongation by RNA polymerase II. The record is from RefSeq and is a predicted model, not a curated record.